This is a messenger RNA of Caenorhabditis briggsae, 2727 nucleotides long. The coding region runs from base 1 to 2727 and encodes 908 amino acids. NCBI's taxonomy places the organism in Eukaryota, Metazoa, Nematoda, Chromadorea, Rhabditida, Rhabditidae. The record is from RefSeq and is a predicted model, not a curated record. The transcript has 9 exons.
AUGUUCCCAACUUCAGAUUAUCAUUCUGUUGUUCCAUUGAUGUUUUGCGAUACAUCAAACUCCAAUCAGAUCCCAAUGAACUGGCAGAAUACAUCUAACACAAUGAAUCAUCAGGACAAUCGAUAUAGUUCACAUGAUGGCUAUGAACAACAACAUUUCUCACCAGCAUUAUCGAUGAAUGACUCAGACACCGAUUUUCAAAUGUGGACUCCACAAAACCAAAAACAACAACAACAGAAUUUCAAUCAUUGGAUGGACCCAAAUGUACCACGAGAUUAUUCGGGUAUGUUGCCUUCUUCUCGCGGUCUCCCUCAGAAUAUGAUAUUUACAGGCCAGCAGAGAAGUUGCACCAUUAGAUCGAAUUUGGAUACUGAUUCUUCGCUAAUUAAUGAAAAAGAACAAGAGAUGCCAUAUUUUUCGGAGAACCAAAACGGACAAAUCGUGGAGGCAAAUCAAGACGAAAACUUUCAGGACUCUAAGUUGAGUUCCCCAUCAAAAAGAGUCUUUGAGAAUAUGGAUCAAGCAACUUCCACAAGUACCAACGAUCAACCAGAUGAAGAAUAUGCCGAAGUUCCACCCCUUGGAUUCUAUUUCCCUCUUAUCAUCAGAUUCUCAGAUCGGGAGCCUGCUCACAUUGAAAACCUAACCCAUGAACAACUUAUUUCACUGUCACAACAAGCAGUUCAUAAUGUAAAACUUCUUGAGCAGGAUAUGAGAAAAUUGAAAAAAGAGAACGAACGAUUGGUUGAAGAGCUUGAAGCCAAAGCCAAAAAAUUCGGUCAAAAUAAUGUCUCAACGGUAUCUGCCUCCACAGAAGUCCACCUUACGGAUGUUCUCUCACCCGAUGGGAUUGUCAAAUAUAUGGAAGGAUGUGGAUUGGUUUUUGAGAACAAUCGUGAAUGGCAAGACAGGGGAGUUCCUACUGAAAUUCGAAAGACAAUCACCAAAUGUGAACCCGAGCGUCAACAGGUUCAAAUAUUGGAGUUAACUGCCAGCCAGCUGUGGUUUCAAUCUCAAAAAGUGAAACGGAAGUUUUCCAUCUGCGCUUGUGAUUACUGUUGUAGUGAUGAGGAAAACGUGAAUCCAGUUGCAGAGAAGGAACUAAUUGUGAAUGAAGAAAAAACUGGGGAAAAUACACAGGCUGUGACUGGGAGUGUGGAGCAGCAAAGUGAAGGUGACACUCCCGCAGAACUCUGUGACUCUGCAAAAAAAGAACUGCUGGAACUUGAGUAUAAUUUUAAUGAUGCUCAGGAGAAAAUUGUGAAUCCAGUUGUUGACAAGGAACUAAUUGCAAAUGAAGAAACAACAAGGGAAAAUACACAAGCCUCGACAGAACGUGGGACCCAGCAGAAUGAAGGUGAAAUUUAUUCCGAUCUUCGUGACUCUGCAGAGAAAGUUGUAAAACUGCCGGAAUUUUAUUUAUCCGAAACCGCUAGCGAUGAAGAAAUGGAUCAAGAAGUUGAUGAGAAAACUAAUGAAGAAAAAGAGAGCCAUAUUCUCAACAAUUCUGAUUAUGUUUACGACAAAGAGGAGACUACGAAAGUGAUUUCAUCGUUGGAAGCAGUGGUGGGAGGCGAAAAAGAGCAAAUCGGUGACGUCAUGGAUACAAAGGCCAAGAAAGAGACACAGACAGCGAAUGCUGGACAAAAAUCUGCAACCAAGCAACAAAAGAAAAAGGCUAAAAAUAAGAACAAGAACAAGAAUCUCAAAAAAAAGCAGGAACCGUCACGAAAUGAAAGUAAAGAAGACGACAAACCUCUGGAAAUGGCCAUCAAAGAGAAUGAAGAUUUUCUGAUCAUGAAAAGUAUGAUCACCCAAUACUUCGCGUUUGUGGGAGUUGUGAAUUUCACCUAUUUCGGAUUUGUCAAAAAACGAGAAUCGUUGCACCCAUUCUACGACAAGAUUCUUCACUUUUGGCAAGACGAUUUAGCACAUGUUUUCGAUCCAGAAGAGGAUGAAGUUGAAGGAGCAGUUUCCGUACAUCUUGACCAGCGAAUCAAACGUUACUCUACCCAAAAAACUGCAGAAGCAAAAAAGCUGGGAGAAUUUUAUAGCUACAUUCGCCAUAUGUUAAAGGAGUCAUUGUUCACAAGACACAUGGUUUUAAAAGAUAUGUGCUUUGUUCUGGGAAAAGCUGAUGUUGAGAAGGACGAGGAGUAUGCCCAACUCUAUUAUGAAAUGGUUCGAGAUUUCUACAUUUGGCAGCCCCAAGUUUUCGAUUUGAGAGCUGCCAAUAUUGAAGAUCUCUCAUUUUCCGAUCUCGAAGAGAAAGAAAAGCUGUUUUUUGUGGAGGUUAUCAAUGCUGAAGCAAAGACAAUGUCACGCACCAUUUUCGAAAGUAAAAUAUUCGUAAAAGCGAAAAACAAAGAUGCCAAACUGAAAAUAGCAUACAACAUUGCAAUUUCUAAACUCGGAAAACCGAAAGAAUGGGAAGCCGAACUGACCAAGGAGUUGCUUCAAACUCGAAGAGACUGCUGGGCAAACCUGGAAAUUGCAACCAAGGACAAGUCAAAAUAUGUUUCUUUUUACAACACUCUUCUCGAAGUGGAUUCCUAUAUCCUUCACACGGAUAUGUUUAUGCUAAAUACCAUGACGGCGUUGUUGGCGAAGGAAGGGAAAUCACAGUGGAUUCUUGAAACUACCUUCAUGGAAGCAUGGUUCGGCUUUAAAUGUCGACCAAUAUUGUAUGUUGGUUCUGAUAUGGAGCUUCGUCGUGUCGCAAUUUGA